AUGUCCUCUGAUGAAGAUCAGCACUUGAAACAGGGUAAGCGUAAGCAAAAUUCUGCUUUUUUGAUGCUACAAGCCAAAUUAAUGCAUGGUGAACAGUUACGUUGCACUUUGGAGUUGGUGGAAUUUCCUCAAUAUUAAUCGGCUUUCCUAGUCUCCACGUUGUUUUACUGCAAAUACCUAUUUCGAACUGCGUUAUCUGUUCUUAUAUAGGGUUUGGUCCAAAAUGAAAUCCGUUCAGCAGAGUACCGAAUGACUCAUUUGCUCGGAAAAGCAAAACUUAUAUCAGGCCUUAUCCGAUUUGAGUAGCAACAGGACUUUAUGUAAGAACAGGCAAAACCUUUCGAGGAAUAGGGAUAAAACGAAACGCAGCAAAGUUCUGAGGAAAACCUCACGAAUGGAAGAGAAAAUGCGCAUUCCAGGUUUUUGUUUAAAAGAAGACGAAAGCACUAUCACUGGGACAGUAGAUUUAUUUGCCUGAGCUUUCGAACUCGAACUGGAGUUCAUCAUCAGAGACUACUUUGAGUGCAGCAAAUUGUGAACCUUUAUAUCGCUCGUCCUUGCGGGGGGGAAGGGGGAGUGCGUCCGUGGCUAGGUAGGGUUUGUGCCGCCUGGUCCACGAUGGUCCCCCGGCGUGGUGACGCCGUGCCAAAACUGUCCUUGCCACUACACAGGCCAAACAGGACGACGUCUCAGCUCACGAAUACUUGAGCACAAACGGGCCGUUCGGAGAGGCGACCCACUAUCUCAAGUAGCCACUCACACGCUGGAGGAAGGCCAUGAGUUCGACUUCGCCAACACUCGGAUAUUGGCGCGAGCCGGCAACAAGACAGGGCGAGAGCUGUUGGAGGCGUGGGUGUCGGACAUCAACUCCAUCAACAGACACAUCGAUUUGCUCACACCGUCGCGAAGUACAAACGGCGUCACCACGCCGGGGGACCAUCGUGGACCAGGCGGCACAAACCCUACCUAGCCACGGACGUACUCCCCCUCCCCCCGCAAGGACGAGCGAUAUAAAUGUUCACAAUUUGCUGCACUCAAAGUAGUCUCUGAUGAUGAACUCCAGUCCGAGUUCGAAAGCUCAGGCAAAUAAAUCUACUGUCCCAGUGACCGUGCCUUCGUCUUAUUUUUGAGGACAACCUCUUGGAGGCGAUUACAUUCAUGCCAAAUUUGUUGACUCUUUAAGUGUUGCGUGGGUAAGAUCCUACUUACUUGCCGCACCUGUGAGGGGUUAGGGUUUGAAAUUGGGGUUAGGGUUGGGUGUUAGGGGCGAAAUUUAAAUCCACUAUUAUCACCGGUCCGUUUCGACAGAAGGUUGGGGCUUGUUAACUGCAGCUGCGGCUAUGGAAUAAGAUCCGACCGUGUGCCAGUCUGGCCGUAUUUUUCUCGUUAAGUGAUCGGCGUAGAAGAUCUAAAACGUCUCGAGCCCGUGGAUACAUGAACUUGGAGUGUAUCAAGUAGAACGGAGAAUAGGUUGGAAUAUGUACACUUGACAGAACUGUAAACAAGGUCCAAGAAUAAAAUUGCUGUGUUUAUGUUCUUUAUAUUUGGAGCGAAAUAGCGGAUAAUAAAUACCUCGUGCUCUCUGAAUGACCAGUUCAUUGCAAAGAAACUAUCUUGCAUUAAUUACAUUUAUAAUCAGAGUAUUUCCGCCGCAACAUGCACGAUUUCUGCAAAUCAUGAUGACGGCCGAGGCAUUCUAGAAACCUAAAUACAUUUCAAUAUCCAGGAUGCGCAUGGCUGCAAUAGAUGGCGUCAAGGAAAACAUCCGUAACUUGGUAAAGUAUUUUCCGUGCUCAAUAACGAACGCAUGUUACUCAUCAGUCAGACCUGACACAACGACCUGAUUACGCUGGGCAUGCAGAAAUAAUGACAUUCAGCAUCGUCGAAUUUGAGUUUCCAUCAUUCAAUUUAAAGUUAUUUAUUUAUCGCAUGCUCAUUUUACGUUUAUCGCCUAAAAACUAGGAGCCUCGGUUCAUUUGCAAACAAUACUGGUAGUUAGUGUUUCGUGUAAAUAAACUAGACAAGCUAAACACAGCCACGCAUGGUAAAACACGGAAGCGUGUUUGUUGGUGUAGACAUGGAAGACAGUGUUAGGAGUCUGAUCUUCAGUAUCUGUUAUUACCCAACAAACUCGCGUGCAAUCACUAACACAAAUGAUAGAAUCGCGCAACACCGCUGCGUUUGUUUGCAUUUUCUCAAGUGGUUAAAUAUUUACAGCUCCAUUCGGGGACCCACACUUGCCAUCGAAAUUUAUCAGUGAAGAAAGGGUAUAUUUUGGCAUAAAAACUUUUUAAGUCCUUGAUAAUUUUCAACCUCUCAUGCCACUACCAUUGCGGAUCCAGGAGUUCCAAAUCACAAGCUGUAAACUUUAGGUGUGGGGAAAUUUCUAGGCUUAUAAAUGUUACCAAGAAGCCAUUAUGUGGGCCUCCCAAAACUUUGUAAUGCAUACUUUAUAAGCAGUAACCAUAAAUGAGGAGAUAGGGCAUCUUCAUGGAAACUUCAUGCUCCUUACAAAUCCCAUAAUUAGAAACAUUUUUAAAACUGAAAGGCACCCUUUUUUAGGCACACAACUAGGAAAAGCCGUAAGUUGCCAAAAAAUGAGUGCAAGUAAUAAUGCUUUUGUGCAUAUCUUCUGUUAAGUUGAUCCGAAUUUAUAAGGGUAUCGAAAGUCAGUGCAAACGUGCAUAUUGCAUAAGUAGUCAGAGUUUGCAGACAGUACUUCCAGCCGGGUGUCGAUAGGAUGUUCACUUGAAAGCCGACCUCCUGAUGUGAGUGACAUGCCUUGGAAUUCUGCUACACCCCACUUAAGCAAUCCGUUCUAACGAAAAAUGCGCUUCAGAAUUUCGGCCCGCAUUGCUUGAGUUAGCUGGUUGAUGCUUUCUGUCUCCAGAAGAAUGAAAUGCAGUUGUGAUGCAAAUUAGUCACAUUUCCUUUGAGCAGUGGGAGGGCGACAAAUCCUAGUGGAGCUACGACAGCGACACUUGAGCUAGUUAAAACCAUCGCCCUCAUUCACUAGCGGGUCUCGAGUGCGACAUAUACUCUCUUGCUUGGUGACUGAUGUGAGAUAUACUAAACCUCAUGCCGGCAGUGUGCAUACAAUUAGUCCCUGUAGCUGCGUCUCUAAAUGGGAAUACGCUAAGCUAGUCCAAAAUUUGCACAUAGAAUUCUAGUGGAAGUAGAAGGCUGGUCGGAGAAUCGAGUUGUACUCACGAUUUUUUGAGCUGAUCACAUCAACGCGUCAUCAAACUUAAGUGCUGGGAGACAUCGUGGUUACCUCGACAGAACAAACGUCAAUGGGGGUCCCAAGUCGUUGGCCGGUAUUUCGGUGAACGCUUUCAGUUCAGUUCUGUUUAGUUUUAUUGAGGGAAAUGCAGGUCUUCACCUUUGAACUCCCAAUUUUUUACAAGCAACUGCAAAAUCUCAAAAACUGAAAAAGGUAUCACAGAGGUAACAAAUCAUAGGAAAAGCGUCAACUCUGUACAGAUAAAAAACUGUCUCGAAUGUUAAUGGUAUGGGCAGUAGUACAGCGGUCGUUUCAAGAGCAUGAGGAAUACAUAAUAUACCUGGGUACAAAAGGUGCAUAGGUACAUGGCAGUAAGCGUAGGCGAUGGGUUAUAGGCAAUAAGAAAUUCAAUUUAAGAUAUUACUGAAAUAUAGAAAGUAGUAGUAUAACGGUGGAAUUUGUCAGGGUUACAGAGGUCGGGUAUUAAUUUAGUGGAAACUGCUAUACAAAUCCAGCUCCCUCUUAAAGACCUCGACCUUAUGACUGUCUGGUAGUAGUAUUCAGGAACUAAGAUUUGUAAGCGAGCAGAUGUUAAGAAAGCAGGAGGUGUCUGUCGUCUGCAGACAUAUUUACGUCCAUUUUCCAUGUGCAUCCCCGACAUGCGCUUAUGAAGAUCAAAACCUUUUGUCAAAAGUGCUACUUCAUUUGGUCAGUCGGGUAGAUAGUGUAAAUACUCGAAACUACGCCGAUGGGAUCGCCGCUAGUGACGUCAAAGUAAAAAGGAUAUACAGGGUCACAUUAGAUGUGUAAGCCAGGAUCUGCUGCCUCCACAAAAAUGAAAAAUCCCUCGAAUAUUAGCCGCACAAAACAGUUUGCCAUUUCAUGAAAAACCCCAUUACUCGGACUCCUAAAAGCUCUCUCUGUCGUCCUUCACAAAUUUUUCAUUCCAGAUGCUCCUGAACCCUCCCUAACCCUGACCCUUUAACUCUAACCCUUAACCGCUGCUCUUAAUCCUAACCAUAAAACAUUCAACGCAAAAGUAGGAAGGAGACGACAUGUAAAAAGUCAAGAAGGACCAUCGCAAUGGGUCAAAAAAGGUUAACACGACAACAAAGAAACAAGGCCGUCAGCAGAAUACACACCUUAACAAACAGCAACACCAUGCUCAGGUAAUUACACCAACUCAAAAUAAUUAAGUAGGUCAGCAGUAUUGUGUCCAUCAAGUGCGGCUACAUAACCACACCAUACCAAUUUUUCCUUCCAGGAGAUCCUGAACCAGCAACUAUUCCGGAAAAGUUUACCCUGUAUGAGGCGGAAUGCUGUCCAUACUGCCAACGCGUUCGGUACACCCUGGAUUACCAUCAGAUACCGUAAGAAAGCCUUCUGUGUUCUCCUGUUCAAACUAUUCGUGCGUGUACACUUUUAACUAGAACCUGUCAGUUACACCAUGCAUGCUUUUAAUGCAAUAUUUUCAGCGGAGCGCCUGGGCACCUCGUUGGCGCCAAUUUAGAUGUUCAACAAUUGAAGGCAUGACCUGUAGCAUUUUAAGAUCAAAUUACUGUCUUCGAACCAUGCUGAGCGUGGGAUAUUUAGCUGAUAUUUUGAGUACGCCAUAGUCGCAACGUGGACGACAGUACAAAUUGCAGAUAAAAGCUAACGGACGAGUUCCAGGUAACAGUUCAGAAGACGAAGCUGUAAUAAAUGGAACAAGAAAUUGACUGGCCUGAAUUUUCGGAUUCUCACUCGAAUCCAUCAUCAGAGACAAUAGCAGAUAAAGGUAAUGGUGGGACACAGGGAGGCAGUAUUAAUAGCACGUGGCUGCUGUGGGUCUCACAAAAGUUUGCGUUCCUCUCCGGCCUAUCGUAUCACUAAAGGGCACUCCAACCGACGAACUGGCAAAGUGGCUGUUUGGACGUAUCAAGUUUCUGACCUCCGAAUCGAGCACCACAUUCAACUCGUAAACACAAUUCUUGGAGAAACUUAAAGGGUUAAGUCUCCUGCCAUGCGACGUGACGGUUUCAUUUGAUGUGACGUCUCUUUUUACUUCUAUACCGUAUGACCUGGCAGUCGAGACCAUCGAACUACUCCUACGACAAAAAUACGAAGAAACGGCUUUUGAAGUUCUGUCUCAUGACGUACUUUACGUUCGACAGAACAAUCUAUGUGCAGGUGAAGGGAAGGCCAAUGCGCUCGCUGAUUUCGGGAUUCAUGAAGGAGGCGGUCCUAAAACGACUGGAGUCACUGGUUGUCCGACACCACAGACCGAAAUUCUGGGCUCGGUAUGUGGAUGACAACUUCGUCGUCAUCGAACGGGAUCAGGUGCUGACAUUCAACGAACAUCUCAACGCCGUCUUCCCGGACAUCAAAUUUACGAUGGAGGAGGAUGACAACAACCAGCUGGGCUUCCUGGAUGUCCUCGUCUGCCGCAAGGACUGUGGUGGCCUAAAAAUCAAAGUGUUCAGGAAAGCGACGAAUACGACACAAAUACUGAACUUCAACAUCAACCACCCGACCAGUCACAAAUGCAGUUGCAUAAGGGCGCUAUACAGGCGCGUUGAGACGCACUGCAGUGAAAUGGAAGACAAGGUUGCUGAAUUACAAUAUCUUCGACGAGUAAUGAGAGCCAAUGUCUACCCGCGCAACUUUUUCAACCAGUGCAUAUGAAAACGACACCAGAGACCAAAUCCACCCGGCCCCAAAUUUUGGCGGGCUCUUCCGUACAUGAAGAACGUCUCGGAGGCCGUCAGUCGUCUUCUCACUGCACUUGGAGUUGGGGUUACACACAGGCCGGAAGCAACCAUUAAGCGCCAAAUCAUGAGGCCGAAAGACUCACUGUCACGGCAGGAAACGUCUGGAAUCGUUUACCGGAUCUAGUGUAGUUGCGGACAAAGCAACUAUGUCGGAGAAACUGGGAGAUUACUCCGUACGCGAAUUGUCGGACACGCAGCAGCAAUGAGGCGGUGGCGGCACAUUCGACGGGACCCGGCCAUAUUUCCAAAUUUAAAGACGUCGAAAUCCUCGCAAGGGAUGACAACCGCGUGAUCGGCGAGCUGCUCGAGCCUUACUUCUCAGGCCCGCAAUCCACCAAAAGCGCAAUGACCUCCUGGUACCGUAUUCCGUUCUGAGAUUUUCCCUGGGCAGUGAAAUCAGUCACGUGGGGAGUGCGCGGACGAGCAAUUGUCGCAGUGACAGUUAGCCAAUUUGCUGACCAAUCAUCACACCAGCAUCCAACACGAAUGACGAAAUCACGGUCAUUAACGACUCGGACGCGGACUGUCAAGCCACCAUCGCAUCAACUACGACCCCAGCGGUGAUUAAGAAAGCUGUUAAUUACAGUGCGCAUAUGGUCCCACGGCAGCCUCGUGACUUAAAUACUGCACUCCUUGUGCCGCCAUUACCUCAAAAUCCGAAGCGUCAGGCCAACAAAUUGCAAAAUUGCAACAAAUUGUGAAUUGCAAAAUUUUCAACUGUUCUUCUUUAUCAUCAAGCCAGAGUGCGGACGGUAGCGCAAAUGUUUGUCGCCAUUGCGAACUGAAGAGCUAAAAUGGCCGUUAGAUACACAAAUGCGAGUCGUUUGUCGGUGGAGACGCAACGCCACGGUAGUUGAAUCACUAAUGCGCCAACGAACGCCCCCUUGGCCUCAGUCGACGUCAUCCUACAAAGUGCCAUUUAAACAGAUGUAUCGGAGUUUAUAGAACUCAGACGGUCAGUGAACCGUGCAACAAAGAGCUUACUAUGGUGGGAGAGCGCUCAACGAUCGCGCGCUACGGAACACACUCGUCUAGUUGGGGCUCCCUGGGGGCUCCUAUCGAGCCCAACAGCGGCCGCACAGCGGCUCGUGACAUAGGCAGAGUGUUAUUACUGACAAAGACGAGAAAGACUGAAAUAGCCAUUUCAGGCUUAUUAGCCGUCGUCAGCCAGUCGUGCCCGACGGCGAAGUGCGGAACACCUGCGGCUCGAUCCCGCAACAUCUUAAAAGUCCAACGCCUCUAACCACUAAGCCAUGGGCCCGUUGUGAUCGGGUAUGUACAAUGGUAGGGGGACUCACCAGUCGCGCGCAGCGGAACUCACUCGUCUAGUUGCGCCUUGAGGCUCCCCCUCCAACCCCGCCUGCAGCCGCACAGCGGCGCCUGAAAUAGGCAAAAUGUCGGUAGCGCUAUUCUGCCCAAAAAGGCUUACUGUCAUAUAUGCCUUCACGUCGCAAUGUGCGUGCCAGCUUGUUUACAGGUGCCUAAUCUGGGUUUAUAAAGCCAACUUUUUCUUUUAUCACUAAGGCUGGUGGACUGGUCCAUAUUUGUAACCGAAGCCUUAGCAAGAUAAUCUACUCCUCAUAACACUAUUUUGCCAUCGGGUCUUGCCAUCGGUUGCGAAGGGCCCUCGAAACAGGCUAACAAAGUGUACUGCGAACUUAUCAUGCGACUUUCGUCUACGUGAGAGUUCGGACGUCGUGCCCGUCAAAGUCCACCGUGUGCUUCACAGCAGGGUGAGAGAAGUACGGUGACGUGCGCGUGGGUUAAUUUGUAGUAAGACUAAACUUGCGCAGCAUCUAUCGUUCUCUCCCAUCGCCCCAACUGGGCCCGGUGUCAGGGAAACAAGAGGCGGGAGAGGGCGCAGCCGACUGGCAUGGCCGGACUCGUACCUAGGCCUACCAGACCCUCGAGUCCACAGCAAGCACUUGUCUUCUACGUACUUGUUACUUAUCCCAGUGGAUGGUCUGUCCCAAAAAAUGUUAACCAAGGCUCUCAAAUUAGCUUUCCGUUACGAAGGACUACUCAGAUAGAGGUAGAAUGUUGAUUAUCAUGCAGCGUAAUGCAGAGAUGUGCGUUUUAGUCACAUAGAGAUGUCGGUCUUAAAAUAGGCUCUUCUUUCUGGCGUCUGCGACAUAAACCCUCGACCAAAUUUGACUGCUUUUAAAACAGGAGUAUUUUUAAAUGAAAAUAUACUUAGGAGAAGUCAGUACAAAUAUAUAACCUCUUCGAUUCAUUUCGUUACAGAUCACGUCGUCAAUUUUUAUAGCCAAGGAAAAUGUAUCUUUACGUUGAAAAACUUUUAAAAUAGACGCAAAAUUCUGAACCCCAUCUGCAGAUAAGCCGAAGCUUAGAACUCCCAGACUACUUGCUCUACGGUUUCCAUAGGUUCUACGGUAAAAAUCGCCUAAACUUUGCAAAAACAGCCAACAAACCUUCGACAAGAUAGAGGAAUGAGUGGAUUUUCUCAAUAACAGAGGGAGUGAAAAGCAUAAUCUAUUGUUGUACACCAUUGCCCAUACAUGUUUUACUAUUGUAAAUACUUCGACCUCUUUCAGAUGCUUUGUGCCUACCCGUUUCGCGAAUGAUUAUUACUUCUACACUCAACACCGUGAAACGUCACUGUCAAUUGUUCUACUCAGGCUCUAAGUCCUUACCAGUGAUAUUGUUUCCUCUUAGGUAUGACCGCAUUUUAAUAAACCUCAGCGCCAAGCCCGGCUGGUAUUUACGACUUUAUCCGGCGGGCAAGGUCCCCCUGCUGCUCUAUCGAACUGAACAAGUGACUGACUCGGAUCUAAUCAUGAAGUACGUCGACCAGUUCAAGGGCGACGAGAGCUCUCUGCUGAGUGUAUGCGGCGAAGAGGGCUUUAAGAUGGCAUUGGAUUUGUCAUCCGCCGUAAGUCUGUUGAACUUCAUACUCCGGUUCAAAAUUAUCCGCUAACCCAGCCAUUUCCAGUCUCCCACUGCCUCUGUUGAAGUGUCCGUUCCUUUGCUACGUCGUCACUAGAAACAUCAUCAAAAGCAAAAACCAUAAGAGCGUUGUCUCUAUCAACAAAGAUAAUAACCGUCGUUGCCGCCGAUGUCCACCAUGUCGUCCAUAGCAGGGUAGGACUUGCGCGUGAUUUAGUUUAAAGUAAUAGUAGACUUGCGCAGCAACAACUGCGCUCGCUCCCACCCCCACCGUGACUCGGUGUCAAGAAGACUAGAGGCGGCAGGAGGCACCUAGGCGUACAGCCAAACCCACUGGUCCACAACACAUACCAACCAGGAUUUGAUGCCACAUCAAAAUUAGGUAGGCGGCCGUCAUUCCAAAUGGCGCGGCGUGCACCUGCAACUAGACGUGCCAACACACACCCAGUGUUGGCAUUAGUUAUGGGUACGCAUUCCCAAUAACGCCUACCGGGGCCCCUUUCUGGCCACUGUGUUGACCCAACGCAUUAACCGAGUGACCCGCUUUAAGGCCAGAUCGAGAAGAAUGCCCGAAUACCCAGAAACUUUAUGGGGAGGGAUCCCGUAUAUGCGCGGAGUAGGAAAAAAACUAUGGAGAGUUGUUCGCGUUAUUUUUAAAAGUGGACGUUGCUCUGUAGAGUCGGUGCUGCUGAAAUGUCUGCAUUGCCUCAUUUUUCUGCACCGCGCAUACGCGGUUCUUUAGCAAGAGGAAAGCGCACUUUUUAAAAAAAGAAAUCAGCACGGAGAGCAGUCAGAUGGUAAAAAAUACUCGAAAUAUAUCUGGAUUGAAUGUAUACGCCUGCCAGUAAAGCACGAAUGUCAAUUCGCUGGAGUAUUUGUCAAAUAACGGUUAACGCAUUCUUACCCUGCGCAUUUUCUUAGUCCUUUCUAGUUAGUUAAACUUCGGUAUGUAGAUUGCAGUUAUCACAUAGUGACUGACUCGAAACUCAUCAUGAAGUACUUCGACCAUUUCAAGGGCGACGAGAGCUCUCUGCUGAGUGUAUGUGGCAAAGAGGGCUUUAAGACUGCCGCGGAAUUGUCAUCUUCCGUAAGUCUGUUGACUUUCAAACUGCUCAGUAACCCAGGAAGUGGGUUCAAAAUCAUUCACCAGCCCGGUCAUUUCUGGUCCCCCACUGUCUUCGUUGAAGUGCCCGCUCCUUUACUAUUCCAUCACUAGCAGCAUCAACAAUAAUGAGAGCGUUGUCAAUAUCAACAGGGCAGUAUUGAUACGACAGUUUGACAGUCGUUGCCGACGAUGUCCCCCAUAGCACAGGGAGGAAGACCUGCACGUGGGUUAGGUUAAGGUGAUACAUGACUUGCGUUGCAUUUACUGAGCUCUCUUCCAUGCUCACAAGGGCUUAGUGUCAAGAGCACCGGAGUUGGAGGGAGGAGGAGGAACUGGCGACCGACAGAGUGAAAAUCGCACCUGGGUGUACAACCACUCCCACUAGUACAAAAUCCUCACUGACCAGGGAUUAAUAACACAACAAAUUAGGUGGGCAACCCUCAUCCCUCUUGACGCGACAUGCGCCUGCAAGUAGGCCUGCCGCCACAUCCCGACUGUUGAAAGUUGCUACGAGCGCGCAUUCCCAUUAACAUGUUGGUCCUGCGUUUCUACCGUGUGACCCGCUUUAGGGGCACUAGUACUGGUAAUAAUAUCCAGCAAACAUAUGCAUAAACAAUGCUCGAAUACCUGAUAAGUUUGUCGGCAAGGGUUAAGUAUAAGCGCGGGGUAGGAAAAAAAUUGUGGAGAACUGCCAACAAUAUUUUAUAGAGUGGGUGUUGUUCGGUAGAGUUUUUGGUCGGCCCUUUGACGGCAGGAGGACGUUCGCUGACACGUACCUCCCCAAAAAGCCGUUUCUGGUUCACUGGUUCAUUGUUCUGUACCCUCGCUGGUACUUCAUUAGUAAGGGAAACCCAGUAGAAAACAUUCCGCCAUGGAGAGCAGUCAGGUAGUAAAAAAUUCGAAAUAUCGUUAGAUGGAAUGUAUGCGUCAGCCAGUAAGGCAGGAGUGUUAAACCGCUGGAGAAUUUGUUAAACGACAGUAAGCAUUUUCUUACCCCGUGCAUAUGCUUAGUCCUUGUCAGUUAAACUUUGAUACGCAAAUUGCAGUUUUCACAGAGUUUCCUUUUUACGACACCACGCAUGGCGGUGGAUUCGACGUCGCCUGUAUGUCUGCUUACUUCCGAACAGUUCGUCCGCGCAUUUGGUAGCACAAAAAUUGAUACUGUUACUUGAUAGACUAGGCACAGAAUCACUUAACAGCACUUUAUUUUCCGGUCUAGGGUUUUAUCCACGCAAACUUUGUGACAUAACCACCACCACCACCACCACCACCACCACCACCACCACCACCACCACCACCAUACCACCGCCACCACCAGCAUCAUCAAUAUAACCACCAUGAUCAACGCUUGACACAACUGACACCAAAAUCACCGCCAACACAAUCACAACUACCGCAAUCAGCACAACCAUCAUCAUCAUCAUCGACAUUAUCAGCAGAAGGAGGCGCGUUGUGUACUUACUCACUGCUAUUGUUUGUCUGUCCGACUUCCUUUUCAAUCCUUUUUAAGAACUUUUGGAGUUCAACACACCUAGUUGAGACCAUUUACGCUAGCAUCCGACGCUGAAUGGCUUUUACCGAAGCGUACUUACAGACUGCAAACAAAAGCUCCAAAGCUUAACUGGAAAGAGAACCUGUCUGUACUGAUUAUUGUCAAUAAAUUAGGUUCACUCCUAUUGUGAGUUGCAAUGCCCGCAGCGCCUUCUCCAAGUGAAUGAAUCGGGCACCCACUAAGUGCUUGCAAAAAUCGGACUAACGGGCUUAAACGCCAAAAGUUUGUCGAUGUAGGAUGGCUAACAACUUGAGAACUCCAAAUAUAGAAGUCAGCGAACACAGCUUUAUGGAUAAGCCUUUACUGAAGCAGAGCGCGUACAGACAGUUCCGUAAGCAGUAGCAGUUAGAGUUCUGACUGGACAGCUGUCCUCCCCAGGCUUUUGCGUGUUUUGCCAGGAGGUGAAGUGUCUACAGCUUCGACCGAUCGAUGAGGACAGAGGUAUCGAUCGGUUUCACGGCGUCGCAAGCCAGAUUUUGAGUCACAGGGGUACACGGACCUAGGACGCAAUGGGAAAUCUGCGAUGCCGGCGACCUUGACAGCGGGUAGCCACAAGUUACCUCUACAGCUGAUUUUCGACCUUCAUGUCAAUCUGUCGUCAUGGUCAUAAAAAGCCCGACACCUUUUCGUUUUUCGUACGCCAUUUAGAUUGCGCUUCCACGCUACAAGAUAUGUUUCACAACGGACGCAACCAAGGACGACGUUGAUGCACUCAAGGACGCCCUAUCAAAUCUCGACAAGGCUAUUAAGGGACCCUACCUUAUGGGUACGUCAGUUUAUCAUCGUUAGGUCUUUGCCUUUUUUCCAGCAUUGCCUUGCAGUGGUAGUGCCCUCGAAACCUUAACUAGUUAAAGUCUUCACCCCGCCAACCUUAUGCGAUGUCUACGAAAUUCUUUUUCGAUCUUCCCCUUUUUUCCCGCCUGAGAUGACGUUUGCGGAGAUAAAUUCAUCUCACUUGUCAGGACAAAUGGGCACCCCUUUUUCGAUCUUGCCCGUCUUCUCCAGCUGUCUUGUAUGCCUUCUGAAAACUAACCGCUUCUUUCUUGUCAAGAAGGAACACCAACGAUCUUUAGGAUCCUGUAAAUUAAUCAUGACAAUUUUUCUUGAAAAAGUGAAAGCCGACCGCCAGGAAUACCUUUUUAUCUUUCAAAGGUGAAAACAUGAGUCUGGGCGACCCUGCACUCUUCCCUUUCCUCAAUGCCUGGGACUUCGUGAUGGGCCGACUGAUGAAGUUGGACGACGCGUCCGGCGAUAGCAUAGAGGCGGUCGCCUCUCACUGGCCUAACGUGCUGCAAUACCGUAAACUUAUGAACCAACAGCCCUUCAUCACAAUGAACGCCUUCCAGGACGAGGAUUUUGCAAAAUUCGUGGAUGAACACAUUGCUGCGAAUUCCUAA
This is a messenger RNA of Spirometra erinaceieuropaei, 12934 nucleotides long. Lineage: Eukaryota; Metazoa; Platyhelminthes; Cestoda; Diphyllobothriidea; Diphyllobothriidae. The record is from the annotation of a GenBank genome assembly.